GAGUUACGUCAGACGUCUUUUGUCAUGUUUACUGUUUAGAACAUAAUCUCUUUUUGGUUUAAAAUUGUUUUAUUUAAAUGUUGAUUUAAUUUCCGUUUUUGAUAAAACUCUCUAGUUUUAUAUAAUUACAGUAUUAAUUAUUUUGAAUUCCUUCUUCAAGAAUGAGCCAACGAAGAACAAAUAGAUCGACCGCAGAUGCCGAAGAAUCUGUGGACGAAGAAGCAGUAACUGAAUGCGUUCGAUAUAUUAUUUGCCGGGAAAGCAGCAAGUUUCCAAUAAAACGAGCAGAAAUCUUAAAACAUUUGACCACCACUACUCAGACACCUGCAAAUCAAGUUAAAAGUGUUCUUGUUGAAGCUAACAAGAUAUUGAAACAGGUUUAUGGCUACAAAUUAGUUCAAGUUGAAGCUAAAAGUGGUAUACAGUAUAUUGUAGUUCUAAAUGAAGAAUGUGAAUCUCUGACUCCAACCUGUAUAGAUCCUUUACAUAGGAGGUUGCUAAUUGCAGCCCUCAUGCACAUUUUCAUGACUGGAGGUCCUGUAAAGGAAGAUGACAUGUGGAAAUUCCUGUCGGAAGCUGGAUUGAUGGAAGAAAAUGACCAUGGAGUCAGAAAGAUUUUAACAAGCACCUUCACAAGGCAAAUGUAUCUUCAAUAUUCAAAGGUUGGUGAUGGUGAACUUACAAGGCAUGUAUUUGAGUGGGGACAGAGAGCGGUAGAAGAAGUACCCAAGCUAUUCCUUCUUAAUAAAAUGGCACAGGCAUUUGAUAAAACACCUGAGCAUUGGUGCGAACAAUAUAAGGAGGCUAUAGAAGAAUCUACCUCUUAAUUAAGUCUGGAUAUGUCAAAAAAGUUCGGAAGUGGUCAAUUAUAAUGUAUUAAUAUGUAAGUAAAUAAAAAAUACCUAAACA
Amyelois transitella is the source of this 909-nucleotide messenger RNA. RefSeq names its product non-structural maintenance of chromosomes element 3 homolog. Lineage: Eukaryota; Metazoa; Arthropoda; Insecta; Lepidoptera; Pyralidae. The transcript is spliced from 5 exons. The record is from RefSeq and is a predicted model, not a curated record. Bases 162 to 827 code for a protein of 221 amino acids. Gene Ontology annotation, cellular component: nucleus.